GAUGCACCCACUGGGCCUAUGUAAUAACAAUGACGAAGAGGACUUGUAUGAAUAUGGCUGGGUGGGAGUGGUGAAGCUGGAACAGCCAGAAUUGGACCCGAAGCCAUGCCUCACUGUCCUGGGCAAGUGAGAUGACCAGCGCUCAGAGGAAGGGACAGUUAAGUUAAACAGAUGCACCCACUGGGCCUAUGUAAUAACAAUGACGAAGAGGACUUGUAUGAAUAUGGCUGGGUGGGAGUGGUGAAGCUGGAACAGCCAGAAUUGGACCCGAAGCCAUGCCUCACUGUCCUGGGCAAGGCUAAGCGAGCAGUGCAGCGGGGAGCCACUGCAGUCAUCUUCGAUGUGUCUGAAAACCCAGAAGCUAUCGACCAGCUAAACCAGGGCCAGGAAGACCCGCUCAAGAGGCCCGUGGUGUACGUGAAGGGCGCAGAUGCCAUCAAGCUGAUGAACAUCGUCAACAAGCAGAAAGUGGCUCGAGCCAGGAUUCAGCACCGGCCCCCUCGACAACCCACGGAGUACUUCGACAUGGGGAUUUUUCUGGCUUUCUUUGUCGUGGUCUCCUUGGUCUGCCUCAUCCUCCUCGUCAAAAUCAAGCUGAAACAGAGACGCAGUCAGAAUUCCAUGAACAGGCUGGCUGUGCAGGCGCUGGAGAAGAUGGAGACCAGGAAGUUCAACUCCAAGAACAAGGGGCGCCGGGAGGGGAGCUGUGGGGCCCUGGACACGCUUAGCAGCAGCUCCACGUCCGACUGUGCCAUCUGCCUUGAGAAGUACAUCGACGGAGAGGAGCUGCGGGUUAUCCCCUGCACUCACCGCUUUCACAGGAAGUGCGUGGACCCAUGGCUGCUGCAGCACCACACCUGCCCCCAUUGUCGGCACAACAUCAUAGAGCAAAAGGGGAACCCAAGCGCUGUUUGCGUGGAGACCGGCAACCUCGCACGCAGCCGGCAGCAGAGGGUGAUCUUGCCGGUGCACUACCCCGGCCGCGUGCACAGGACCAACGCCAUCCCAGCCUACCCCACGAGGACGAGCAUGGACUCCCACGGGAACCCCGUCACCCUGCUGACCAUGGACCGGCACGGGGAGCAGAGCCUCUAUGCACCACAGACCCCUGCCUACAUCCGAGGCUACCCGCCCCUCCACCAGGACCACACCCUGGCCCCUCACCGCUGCGGCCUGGAGCACCGAGCCUACUCCCCGGCGCCCCCCUUCCGCAGGCCCAAGUUCAGCGGCCGCAGCUUCUCCAAGGCAGCUUGCUUCUCCCAGUAUGAGACCAUGUACCAACACUACUACUUCCAGGGCCUCAGCUACCCUGAGCAGGAGGGCCAGGCCCCCCCCGGCCUCGUGCCCAGGGGCCCGGCCCGUGCCUUCCCCCCGAGUGGCGGCGGCAGCCUGCUCUUCCCCACCGUGGUGCACAUGGCCGCGCCCUCCCACCUGGAGAGCGGCAGCACGUCCAGCUUCAGCUGCUACCACGGCCACCGCUCCGUGUGCAGUGGCUACCUGGCCGACUGCCCCGGCAGCGACAGCAGCAGCAGCAGCUCCGGCCAGUGCCACUGCUCCUCCAGCGACUCGGUGGUGGACUGCACUGAGGUCAGCAAUCAGGGCGUGUACGGGAGCUGCUCCACCUUCCGCAGCUCUCUCAGCAGCGACUACGACCCCUUCAUCUAUCGCAGCCGGAGCCCCUGUCGCGCCAGCGACGUGGGGGGCUCGGGCGGCUCGGGCCGGGGGCCGGUCGUGCACCUCGAGGGCUCCCCGCCACCCGAGGAGCUCCCGGUGGCCCACGGUCAAGGUGCUGGGCGGGGAGAGCCUUGGCUGGGCCCUGCCUCUCCCUCGGGGGACCAGCUCUCCACCUGCAGCCUGGAGAUGAACUACAGCAGCAACUCCUCCCUGGAGCACAGGGGGCCCAACAGCUCUACCUCAGAAGUGGGGCUCGAGGCUUCCGGGGCCACCCCAGACCUCAGGAGGACCUGGAAGGGGAGCCGCGAGGGGCCAUCGUGCGCCUGCUGCUGCGAGCCCCAGCCCUCUGCACUGGAGCCCAGCGGGGGAGCGGCUGGGGGCAGCACCUUAUUCCUGGGCGCCCCCCUCUGUGAGGGCUGUGGCCCCACAGGUGCGGAGUCCCAGCCGGGAGGCUCCCAGGGCCUGUGUGGCCUUCACCCAGACCAUUUGCCCAGGACAGACGGGGUGAAAUAUGAGGGCCUGCCCUGCUGCUUCUAUGAAGAGAAGCAGGUGGCCCACGGCAGCGGAGGGGGCAGCGGCUGCUACACUGAGGACUGCUCGGUGAGCGUGCAGUACACGCUUGCCCAAGAGCCCCCGCCCAGCUGCCACCCGGGGGCCCGGGACUUGAGCCAGCGCAUCCCCAUCAUUCCAGAGGAUGUGGACUGUGACUUGGGCCUGCCCUCGGACUGCCCAGGGACCCGUGGCCUCGGCCCCUGGGGUGGGACGCUGGGCCCCCACACCCUGCAGCCCCACAGGAGCCUGGGAGCAGCCCAGGAAGAAGAGCGGGUUCUGUGCUGCCAGCCCAGGGCACCACUGCCACCCGUCCGCCCCCCGGAGGAGGCAGGGGCCGCCAGGGCCAGCUUCCCCAGUGCCUCCCAGGACACUCAGGAGUCCAGCGCCACGGCCGCUGAGGCUGCAGGUGAGAGGCCUCGCCCAGCAGACAGCGGCGGCUCGGGAGCCUGAGCCCGGAAGGAACUCUGUGGAAAUGGGAACUGUACGGAGACUCCAAACUCUGACUUCUUCAGA
Messenger RNA from Myotis davidii, 2739 nucleotides. RefSeq names its product zinc and ring finger 3 (gene ZNRF3). The record is from RefSeq and is a predicted model, not a curated record. Lineage: Eukaryota; Metazoa; Chordata; Mammalia; Chiroptera; Vespertilionidae. Gene Ontology annotation, molecular function: ubiquitin protein ligase activity; frizzled binding. The coding region runs from base 172 to 2676 and encodes 834 amino acids. The transcript is spliced from 11 exons. Gene Ontology annotation, biological process: negative regulation of canonical Wnt signaling pathway; Wnt receptor catabolic process; ubiquitin-dependent protein catabolic process.